GUUCCUCAGUUGUUCACGUGUCAUUUGGAAGCAUCGUUUAAUGAGCGUCUGGACAUCUUUACUACACACACUGUUGAUGUGAUGGACAGUGAAUCUGAAUUCUGCCCAGCAACUUUUAAUGUGUUAGUGUGCUAUUUUCUAUAAUAAUCUGAACUUGUGUAAAUUAUCUUUGAGUAGCCAUAUGUCUUCACGUAGUAGACAAUGGCAAAAUAAAUCAGAAUGUUUUUUUGGUGAAGUGUCCCUUUGAAUAAUUUUUAAUCAUGUUAAUGAGGAGUAGGCCUAUGUAAUAAUUUAUAUUUAUAUUCACAAACAGUAGCCUAUUGAAGAAUUUAAUUUUCAAACCCUUUACCCUAUUUAUAUUAGAAUGAAACAGACAAAUAAUUGUUAACGCUUUAAGUUGUGUUCUAUUGAAAGGAUCUAGCUACAUGCUAACGAGAGCUCGACUCGGCGGAAGCAUAAAUACUUCAGCGCGGAAGGAUACAUGAGUGAAUCGACAGUGAUCCAACUGUCAGUCUCCGCCAGUGGCGAUCAAAGUCGGGAGGAUGGCGCUUGGACAUUUAGCAACGGAGGAUUUAAUCACGGGCUUACUUCGUUUUGGAAUAAAGGUCACUGAAGAGGAGCGAAGUAAAUUCAAAGAUAAUGAAGUUGACGGAGAAGCAGUGGACUAUGGAUUGACUGAGAGGAUGGUUUCAUACCUCUUUGAAGGAUCGUUUAAGAAGCAAGCCAAAUUCAACCGAUUUGUACAGCAGUGGAAAGAAACCGUGACACUAACAGUUGAGCCUGUCCCGGUACAUUCAGAGAAGGCUACAGUGGAAUCAAGAAUGAAUAUCUGCCGAAGAUUUGAAGAUGGCUUUAAGAUCCUAGUACCCACAGUGCUUAGACUGACUCAAAGGAAAUCUCCCCUUGCAGAUCUGGCUUUGGAGGAAAGAGAGGCUGCCCUCACCGAAGAUGUCCCUGGGAUUGAUUUCAGAGCUGCAAUCCUGCUGUUGCCGAUCCUGUUGAGGGAGAAAAAUGAUAUUCUCAUCAUACUUGGAGAGGUGUGUAAUUUGCCAGCAGUAAUGAGGAACCCGGUCCUCCAGGCGCCGACGGAAGCGGAGGCCAAGAAGGCCAUCAAAGAGUUUCUCCGGCUGGCACCUAAUCGCCACCGCCGGCCAAGAUAA
Messenger RNA from Sander lucioperca (pikeperch), 1160 nucleotides. RefSeq lists its product as uncharacterized. The record is from RefSeq and is a predicted model, not a curated record. The coding region runs from base 543 to 1160 and encodes 205 amino acids. Lineage: Eukaryota; Metazoa; Chordata; Actinopteri; Perciformes; Percidae. The transcript is spliced from 5 exons.